UUUAGCUGUCAGUGCUAGCAUGCUAUUCUGUGGUGUCUGAAUUGCGUCAAAGUUUGGAUUUUGCUGCAAGAUAUAUCCCUAGCUGUCGGUUAAAGAAAGCGUUUGUCAAUGUCCAAGGACAGCCGUCACGAUGGACGGCGCCGAGGUGCUGGACAGCACCGACUUGGACCAAGAGUGGGCCAAGGUGUGGAUGGGAGGGAGAGAUCUGGCAGCAACAGCUCUGGAUCUUCACAUGGAGGAGGCAAAAGCAGGAAUUCCAGCGUAAGCAUUGCCCUGAAGGCCUCGUUCCAGCGCUCCAACAGCCAUGACAAGGUGAGGAAGAUCGUGGCCGAGGAAGGCCGUGCCGCCCGCAACCUCAUCGCCUGGAGCGUACCGCUGGAGAACAAGGAGGAGGAGGGUAAAUCUAAACAUCAGACCAACAGCAGUGCAAGAAGUCAGAGGAUCAAUCCUGGUCAACACAGGAACAAAAAACAGGGCGGUGGGGGUGGGGGUCUCCCUGAUAAGGGUCCUCCAGAGAAGAGUCCUACUAAGACGCGUCAGCCCCGUAAGGUGGACCUGCGGGCUCGCUACUGGGCCUUCCUCUUCGACAACCUCCGCAGAGCCGUGGACGAGAUUUACGUCACCUGCGAGUCCGACCAGAGCGUCGUGGAAUGCAGGGAGGUGUUGAUGAUGCUGGAUAACUAUGUGCGGGAUUUCAAAGCCCUUAUCGACUGGAUUCAACUCCAGGAAAAACUGGAAAACACAGACGCUCAAAACAGACCCACAUCGUUGGCGUGGGAGGUGCGUAAGAUGUCGCCGGGCCGCCACGUGAUGCCCAGCCCCUCUGCCGACCGCAUGGUGCCCCCCUCCAGUGCCCGCCGCUCCCUCAACUUCGGGUACCUGACCCCUUUUGCACAGCCGCAGUCGAUGGCGGAGGUGUUGGCUAAGAAGGAGGAGCUAGCAGAGCGCCUGGAGCGUGCUAACGAGGAAGCCAUCGCCAGCGCCAUCGCGGAGGAGGAACAGCUGACGCGGGAGAUACAGGCCGAGAACAGCCAGCUGGAGACCGAUAACGAAACAGACUUUCCUGGCAGCAUUGGCAGUGGAGGCUUGGGGCUGAACCUGGACUGGAGCGACAUGCUGGCAGACUACGAUGCGCGCGAGGCGUGGAGGGCGAGUACGUCGUGGGGAGACAUGGUGGAGGAGGAGCCUGCCAGACCCCCCGGACACGGCAUUCACAUGCACGAGAAGCUGUCCUCGCCCUCACGCAAGAGGACGAUUGCGGAGUCCAAGAAGAAGCACGAGGAGAAGCAGCUGAAGGCGCAGCAGCUACGAGACCGACUGAGAGAGGAGAAGACACACAAGCUGCAGAAACUACUGGAGAGGGAGAAGGAGGUGCGUAAGUGGAAGGAGGAGCUGCUGGACCAGAGGAGGAGGAUGAUGGAAGAGCGCCUCUUGCACGCCGAGUUCAAGAGGGAGCUGCAGCUGCAGGCCAUAGUCAAGAAGGCCCAAGAGGAGGAGGCCAAGGUGAAUGAGAUUGCCUUCAUCAACACGCUGGAGGCCCAGAACAAGCGUCACGACGUGCUGGCCAAGCUGAGCGAGUACGAGCAGCGACUCAACGAACUGCAGGAGGAGAGACAGAGGAGGCAGGAGGAGAAGCAAGCGCGAGACGAAGCUGUACAGGAGCGUAAGCGUGCGUUGGAGGCGGAGCGUCAGGCGCGUCUGGAGGAGCUUCUGGUGAAGAGGAGGGAACAGGAGGCGCGCAUAGAGCAGCAGCGGCAGGAGAAGGAGAAGGCACGCGAGGACGCAGCGCGGGAGAGAGCCAGGGAUCGUGAGGAGCGUCUUGCUGCCCUGAGUGCUGCUCAGCAGGAGGCCAUGGAGGAACUGCAGAAGAAAAUACAGAUGAAGCAUGAUGAGAGUAGUCGUCGCCACAUGGAGCAGAUCGAGCAGAGGAAGGAGAAGGCAGCGGAACUCAGCAGCGGUCGCCACGCCAACACAGACUACGCCCCCAAACUCACCCCCUACGAACGCAAGAAGCAGUGCUCCCUCUGCAAUGUACUGAUCACCUCUGAGGUGCACCUGUUCAGCCAUACGAAGGGGAAGAGCCACCAGCAGGCCGUCCGGGAGAGCAGCAGCAUCCAGGGCAGAGAGCUGUCAGACGAGGAGGUGGAGCACCUGUCGCUAAAGAAGUACAUCGUGGACCUGGUGAGUGACAGCUGUGUGGUGAUGGAGCCCCUGAAGGACGGAGAGGAGAAGCAGCGCGCUCGCAAGAGGGCCAAGAAACUACGCGCUCGGAUGAACUCCAGGGCUAAGGAGUACGAGACGACAGUGGAGGCGAAGGCCCAGGUUCCCGACUCCCCUUACAAGGCCAAGUUGCAGCGUCUGGUGAAGGACCUGUUGAAGCAGCUGCAGGGCCAGGAGAGUGGCCAGUGGGCCAAUAACCGCGUCACGGGUCUCGACCGCACCCUCGGGGAGAUCUCACGCAUCCUCGAGAAACAGAACACUGCGGACCAGGUAGCGUUCCAGGUGGGCGGCGGUCUCCUGGCGCUGGAGCAGAUCCUGCAGGUGGUGACGGCGGCGAACACUGCGGCGGCGAUCCCACGCAUCCCAGUCAAACAAAGACCCGUCUACAAGCUCGGGUGCAACAGCGAGGAUAAGUCAGCGGGGAUUUCAUCCGCAGCAGAAUCCCUGGACGGAGUAGUACUGAGGAGGCCAUUGCAUGUACCAGACGAGGAUAAACCCAUCUUCGGUCAGAGUUUGUACGUACCUGAUGAGGAUAAGUCCAUCUUCGGGCGGAGUGUGAAUAAGCAGGUGUUCGAGGGGUUAACCACGGGUCUGCUGCACACGGCGGCCACGGUGCUGAGCUGCCUGCACCCCGUGGAGGGCGAAUCGGGGCGUGGCGGCGGCGGCGGCAUUGACAGCCCUCGCAUCACCUCCCCCGACAGCAAGGGCAAACAGUCGGCCAUCGACAGCUUCAACACGCGCGCCCAGGACCUCAUCAGCUAUGUGGUGAACAUGGGGCUGAUCGACAAGCUGUGCGGAUGCUUCCUGUCAGUUCAGGGCCCCGUGGACGAGAACCCCAAGAUGGCCGCCUUCCUGGAGCAGGCCGCCGCGCUGCUCUACGGCCUCUGCAAACUCACCUUCACCGUCACCAGCCGGUCUCUGAGCAUCUUCGAUAACAAGCGUCAGGAUCCGACCGGCCUGACGGCCCUCCUGCGCUCCACGGACCUGGUGGGUGUUCUGCACAUGCUCUAUUGCAUCCUCCUCCACGGCUCGCCGCCCCCCGACCCCCCCGCGGCUCCCCCCUCCACCUCCUCGGGCUCCAGCACCACCACCCCCAGCACCGUCUCCAGCAGCGGCGGGGGGCUCGUCCUGGGGGGCCUCGCCACGCCAACCAGCUACGCCGUCGCCGCCCCCCAGAAGCCCUACACGGCGGCCGUCAUCCAGGUGGCACUGCAGGGGGUCCGAUUCCUCAACAGCUUCUCGCUGCUGGACCUCUCCGCAUUCCAGUCUGUCUUGGGUGCGGAGGGUCUGUCCCUGGCAUUUCGUCACAUCGUGAGCUCGUUGCUAUGGUACUGCUCGCAGCACAAGUCUGAGGAGCUCCUGCACGAGGUCAUCAUCUGCGUUGGAUACUUCACCGUCAACCACCCUGACAACCAGGUGAUGGUGCAGUCGGGGAGGCAGCCCAGCGUCCUCCAGAAGUUGUGUCAGCUGCCGUUCCAGUACUUCAGCCACCCGCGCCUCAUCAAGGUGCUCUUCCCCUCCCUCAUCUGCGCCUGCUACAACAACACACACAACAAGGUCAUCCUACAGCAGGAGAUGAGCUGUGUGCUACUGGCCACCUUCAUACAGCACAACAAGGUCAUCCUACAGCAGGAGAUGAGCUGUGUGCUACUGGCCACCUUCAUACAGGACUGUGCCACGGCGGAGAACAGUGGAGACAACAAGGCACCAGCUCAAGAGCGCUCCUCCUCCUCCUCCUCCUCUUCUCCGCUGGAUUACUGUGAGCUCUCCAGCCGCUUCCCCAGAGACCUUUGGGACUCCGCUCUGCACUUUUUUCUCAAGAAACAAGAUGACUGAUUCACUGUAGUGUGUAUGCAGACACACACACACAUACACACACACACACACACACACACACACACACACAUACACACACACACACACACACACACAUACUGUGUCACGCCAUUUCAUACACACAUAGUAUGGCACCCGCACACAAAUGCAGUUUCACGCGCACAUAGUGUGGCACUCAUACAUAUACUGUACGCACACACACACCGAGCUUCACUAUGGAUAAUAGGAGCAUUACCCACGAGCUGCCAUUCCUUCACACCUCCUAGUCCACACACACACACACACACACACACACACACACACACACCGUGGUCACUCGUGGUCUCAUCAGACACAUCAGAUAUACACUACUGGGUCUCUGCUCUGGAACGUCUCAUCACACACACACACACACACACACACACACACACACACACACACACACACACACACACACACGGAUAUACCCUGGGUGUCAACCACGCCCACGGCCCCCUCUUUCUCUCACACACACACACACACACACACACACACACACACACACACACACACACACACACACACACACAGUGUUGGUCUUUCCAACGUCUUGCCGAGCAGCCUAGCUGGACCCCGGGCCCUCUACUACCACACCGAAGACCGUAAGCACGCACAACAGAAUGUAGCACAGGAGAAGAAGAAUACUGUUCAGACAACACGGUUAAAACAACACUGCUAAAGAAGAAUACUGUUCAAACAAUACGGUUAAAACAACACUGCUAAAGAAGAAUACUGUUCAAACAAUACGGUUAAUACAACACACCAGUGCUAAAGGGCUGAGACUGACUGACUGACGGCGGAAUGCUUUGGUUUGAUUCUGAUUCGUCCUCUUUUUGAUACAUUUCUGUAAUAGUUGAAGGCAAUUGAACAUGAAAAUACUGUAUGUCCCUUGUUCAGUGCUUCCGGUUUUUGUGUUUGAAAAUUAAUAUUCCAUGUAAGAUUUUGUUUGUUUUUUGUUAAUAUUGUAUGUCAUACCCGUAAGCCUUCAUUGUAUAAUUUAGUUCAUGCUGUUUAUUAAAAUAUAAUUACUACUGUUAUGUACUGUACAGGCCAUUUCUUUUCGAGACGCUUUUUCUUUGUUCACCUUGUAUUUGGGAGCACUUAAAAAGAAAUGAUAAUUUAUUGAAUUAUUUACGCAUCUGUCACAUUAUUUAUUAUGGAAUAAAUUGUUUUCUUCACGGA
This is a messenger RNA of Engraulis encrasicolus (European anchovy), 5256 nucleotides long. It is a transcript of the gene scaper, whose product is annotated as S-phase cyclin A-associated protein in the ER. Gene Ontology annotation, molecular function: zinc ion binding; nucleic acid binding. Bases 109 to 4056 code for a protein of 1315 amino acids. The transcript has 30 exons. NCBI's taxonomy places the organism in Eukaryota, Metazoa, Chordata, Actinopteri, Clupeiformes, Engraulidae. The record is from RefSeq and is a predicted model, not a curated record.